This is a messenger RNA of Corticium candelabrum, 2506 nucleotides long. RefSeq names its product acetyl-coenzyme A synthetase-like. Lineage: Eukaryota; Metazoa; Porifera; Homoscleromorpha; Homosclerophorida; Plakinidae. Gene Ontology annotation, biological process: acetyl-CoA biosynthetic process. The record is from RefSeq and is a predicted model, not a curated record. Gene Ontology annotation, molecular function: acetyl-CoA synthetase activity. Bases 12 to 2282 code for a protein of 756 amino acids. The transcript has 16 exons.
CUUUGUGUUAUAUGCAAUUAAGUAUUUAUUCUUGUCAUUCAGAUAGUGAUAAACGGUACAUUUGCCUGGAUGCUGUGCUUCAAAUCAUUUUUAGCAAGAGUUCUGCAUAUGAAGAGUUUCAAAUGGUGCACAAGUUUUCUAUUCAGCAAGUUAAUUACUUUUGGGAAGAGAUUGCCAGGAGCAAUUUAAUCAUGGAGCGUGUCCAGUCAACACAAAAUAGAAUGUGGAACGAUCAAGCCUUUAGUGAUGUUUCUGUUUGUGGUGGAAUUGACCUACAAUUGAUGCCUGAUGUUCGAAUUAAUGCUUGUUAUAACUUGCUGGAUCGUCACAUUCGUAAUGGCCUUGAAGAGAAAACUGCUAUAUAUUUUGUUAAUAGCAAUCAAGAAAUACGGGAGAUUUCGUAUGGCACAUUGAAAAAAGAGGUCUGCAAAAUGGCAAAUGUUCUUGAAGGAGAGUCAAUACAUGUUCGAGAGGGUGAUCGUGUGUUAAUCUAUCUUCCUGACUGCCCAUAUCUCAUCUACUGUAUCUUGGCUUGCUUUCGUGUGGGUGCUGUUCCUGCAGUGGUGUUUAGAGAAACAGACAGGGAAGAAAGAUUGAAGCAACUUAUAGAUGAGGGAAAGCCAUCAAUUAUUAUUACAACUCAUAUCAUUCCAUACCCUGGAAACAGCAACAGCUUUGCUGCAGCAGUGCUGAACAUUCUUCAGCAAGAUUUGGAUGCUUCGGACAAGAACAUGAUCAUUAUUGACUGUUUUGGUGACAACGGACAAACUGGUACACCGGGUGCACAGAAUGAUGAAGUACCUGAGCAGCAUCUUGGGGGCAGUAGGCUGGAGAGUGUUGCAAUGGGAUGUAGAGUUUUCUCGUAUGAUGUACUUAGCAAGGAAGUUGAAGAGGAUCACAAAUGUGUAAAGACUUUUAAAGCUGACCAUCCAUUGUUUCUUGCCUUUACCAGUGGUUCAACAGGAUAUCCGAAAGUAGUUGAACAUGGAACAUUAGGCUACUUGCUUAAUGUCAUUGCUGUCUUCAAGUACAUGCAUUUAUUUCAACUGAAUGGAUUUCCAUCAGCUACCAUUAAGCAAGAUGUUUCAUUUUGUCUGCCAUCUCUUGCCUGGCUUUAUGGAAUGCACUCACUUCUUAUUGGACCAUUGCUACUCGGUGGUACUACAGUUUUGUAUGAUCACAAAGCACCUGAGAGUCAUGUUAGGAGAAAUAUCAUGGUGGAGAACAUCAGAGCAAUAAUCAGUAAAUGUGGAGUUACACAUUUAUUUGCUGUACCUCACUUUGUGCUGGAAUUUAUAAGGAAUGCAAGCAGUCGUAAAGUCCAAUGUCAACUGUCAAGUCUUCGUUAUGUGGCAACAGCAGGAUCACUUGUAACUAAGUCAGUGAGAAGAAAAAUUAAGGGUUUCUUCCAAUGGAUGAAUAUUGAUUAUGCUGAUACUUGGGCUCAAACAGAAUCAGGUUCGUGUUUGUUCACUACUCCACCUGCUCAUUUCGGUUUGAAGGAUAACAAAAUGAUUCCUUUUUUUGGUGUUGAUGCCACAGUCUUAUUAGAUGGAUAUGAGAUGGAUUCAACGUGUCAAUCAUUAGGUCGUCUGGUCAUUCGAAUGCCUUGGCCUGGCUUGUUUACACGUUUGGUUCAAAAUUCAGAGUUGUCUUGUCACAUGGCUAAGAUGUUCCCUGAAAAGAGUGGUGUGUUUCACACAGGAGACCGGGCUAAGCGUCAUCCUGAUGGAACUUUUGUCAUUAAAGGGCGUGAAGACAAGGGACAUGUUGCUGUUAUUGGCAGUGAAGAAUAUCAGAGUUCUGUUCUUCAAUUGGAACAACUGGAUGAACUGUUGGAAGAAGAUGAUGCAAUUGAAGAAGCAAUUGUGUGUUGCUGGUGUGAAAAUUCAAAGGCAAUGGUUGUACCAGGUCUAAUGGCCAUUGUUGGUACGCAUAGAUUGGGAUUUGGAGAUGACGAGGGGAUACUUGAAGAGACUGGAAAUAGGCUUGAUGAUAUAUUGACAAAGAAAGCUGGAAUUAAAUCACAAUGUCGUUAUCGUGUGUUGUCAUGCCUUGCCAUGUCAGAAGAUAUAUCUGGCUUACGAUCAUUUCAAGGAAAGAAAGAUAGACAACGUGUUAACAAGGCAGCGCAGGAGGCUGCAAAUAUUUGGAGCAAGGGUAAAGGUACUUCACAAAGUCGUACAGGAGAGAACGAGACAACAGAAAGGGUCAGGACACAUCUCAAGACUGUUCUCUGUCUGGAUGCUAAAUCCUUUUUGGUCAAGGUGUUUAGAAAUUAGUUUUAAAUUAAAUGACGCAUGUGCUCACAGGAUAUUCUACCACUUAGUGUGGUUUUACUUGGAUCCUUACUUGAGUAAUUGACUGUUUUGUAUGGUCUUUUAUAUAAACCUGUUAGGAAAGUUGUUCUCAUGUGAUAGCAAAUUUAAUCGCUUUGAAUUUUUAUAAAUUGAUAUUUUGGUCAGUAAUUUAGCAAUAAUUUGCCGUUAUUUGUACACGUUUUAUU